AUGGAAAUACCAGUGCUCUUGAACAGAAAAUCCUAUAGAAAGAUGUGGAUACACUCCAGUCCAUUAAGGGUAAAGCCCUCCCCCCUGUUGAGCGCACCUACACGGAGCGUUGUUGCAAGGAGGCAGCAUCCGUCAUCAGGGACCUCAACCACCCAGGUCAUGCUCUCUUCUCACUGCUGCCAUCAAGAAGGUAUAGGAGACUCAGGAUUCACACCACCAGGUUCAGGAAUAGUUAUUACCUCUUAACCAUCAGGCUCUUGAACCAGAGGGGAUAACUUCACUUGCCCCAUCAUUGAAAUGUUCCCACAACCAAUGGACUCACUUUCAGGGACUCAUCUCAUGUUAUCGAUAUUUAUGUGUUAUCAUUCUUUCUUUUUGUAUUUGCACAGUUUAUUGUCUUUUGCACACUGGUUGAAUGCCCAGGUUUAUUUAUUUAUUGAGAUAUGGCGCAGAGUAGGCACUUCGGCCCUUUGAGCUCUGCCAUCCAGCAAUCCCCAGUUUAAUCCUAGCUUAAUCACGGGACAAUUUACAAUGACCAACUAACUUACCAACCGGUACGUCUUUAGACUGUGGGAGGAAACCGGAGCACUCAGAGGAAACCCAGGUGGUCACAGGGUGAACAUAUAAACUCCUUACUGGCAACGACAGGAAUUUAACGCGGGUCACAGGCCUAACGUUUGUGCUGAGAGAGAGGUGGUGGUGAUUGGCCAUAGGCAGCCGUGCAUUCAGGCCUUCACCCGGAUGGUCAAGGUGUGGAAACAAGGAUGCGGAAAGCAGAAAUGGUGCGUGGGACGUGAAAGAAGGACUGCAUAUUACACUGCAUACAGACAAGCGUACAGCAUGGACUUCCAGACCGUGUACAAGUGUUGCCCUGGGUGGAAACGACUAAACAACGAAGCUGGAUGUUUGUACCCUAUUUGCAGCACUGGAGUCUGCUUUAAUGGUGGCAAGUGCAUUGAAGGAACAUCACAGUUAUGUCAGUGCCCAGAAGGCUUUCAAGGACCUCGUUGUCAAUAUGACAUGAACGAAUGUGAGGCGGACAACGGGGGCUGUGAAGGACAAUGCUGUAACACCAUUGGCAGCUACUACUGCCACUGCAACGCGGGCUCGAAGCUGAAGGCUGAUGGGAAGACCUGCGAAGAUGUGGACGAGUGUCAAGUCCACAAUGGAGGCUGUCAGCACAAAUGCGUGAAUACCCAGGGGUCGCAUUACUGUGAGUGUAAACCAGGCUUCCGACUCCACAUCGAUGGCCGCACCUGUAUUGGCAUCAAUACAUGCUUAAUUGGAAAUGGAGGCUGUGAACAUGACUGUGUUCAGCUGUCGAUAGCCCAUUACCAGUGUAAAUGCCGACACAACUACCAGCUCAAGGACGAUGGGAAGCACUGUGAGCUGAAGAACCCAUGUGCUGACAGGAAUGGUGGCUGUAUGCACAUUUGCCAAAACUACCAUGGAGUCGCCAGGUGCAAUUGCUACCCUGGAUACGGAUUGGCGAGUGACGUCAAAGGAUGUGAAGAUGUUGAUGAGUGUGUGUUUGGAAUCGCUGAGUGCUCACAUGGAUGCAUCAACACUCGCGGAUCUUUCUCCUGUGUUUGCAAUGCAGGCUACGAGCUGGGCUCUGAUGGGAAACAGUGCUACCGGAUUGAGAUGGAGAUCGUCAAUGGUUGUGAGUCAAACAAUGGGGGAUGUUCCCAUCACUGCCAACACACAGCUGCUGGCCCUCAGUGCAGCUGCAAUCAAGGCUUUCAUCUGGAUGCUGAUCAGAAGACAUGUGUAGAUCUGGAUGAGUGUGAAGCCGGAGCUGGCUGCUGUCAACAAGACUGUUACAACACCCCUGGAGGCUAUGAGUGUGGCUGCCACGCCGGGUACCGGCUCAGUCUGGAUGGCUGCAUGUGUGAUGAUGUUGACGAAUGUGCUGCAGAAGAAGACAUGUGUGAGCAUUUCUGCCAGAACACAGAAGGAUCUUUCCACUGUCUCUGCUACUUUGGGUACAAGCUGGAGGAGGAUCGGAAAACCUGCAUCCUCCUGGAUGACCAUGUGGAGGCUUUAAAUGGCCGGCUGAGUUAUGAAACGUACUAUCCUGAGGUAACUUUCUACCACGGAGAGGAACUGACCCAAUUGUUUGAUGAGGAGGAGGAUGUCGCUGGGGAAGGAGAAGCACGUGGAGAAUUCACCUUGUCGCAGAGCUUUGUGUGCUGGGACGGUACCUUUGGGAAUGACUGCAGUUUGACCUGCGAGGACUGUAGGAACGGUGGCACUUGCAACGAAGCUCAGGAUGGAUGCAUUUGCCCAGAGGGAUGGACUGGGAUUGUGUGUAACCAGACUUGUCCAGAGGGAACAUUUGGGAAAAACUGCAGCUUCUUGUGCAAGUGUAAGAACGGUGCGACAUGUGAUCCGCUGGCGGGGAAGUGCCGCUGUCCUCCAGGGGUCAGUGGUGAGAUGUGCGAGGAUGGUUGUCCCAAGGGGCUUUAUGGAAAAGCCUGUAACAAGAAGUGCAACUGCGCCAACAACGGACGCUGCCACCGAAUCUAUGGUGCCUGUCUCUGUGAUCCUGGGCUUUACGGACGCUUCUGCCAUCUGCCUUGCCCAAAGUGGACACACGGGCCUGGCUGCUCCAGCCAAUGUCAGUGUGAGCCGCACAACACGCUGGAAUGUAACCGCAAGGAUGGAAGCUGCAUCUGCAAGCCUGGCUACCAUGGACUCUCCUGUCAAAAUGCUUGUGAUCCCGGCUUCUAUGGAACUGGAUGCAACAGUAAGUGUAGCUGUUCGGUAGGAGUUUCCUGUGACCAUGUGACUGGCGAAUGCAAGAUGCUGUGUCCUAAGGGAUAUCACGGAAAAAACUGUAGCCAAGAAUGUGCCAACGACAAGUUUGGAGCCAACUGUUUGCAGACAUGUGACUGUGGGGGAGCCCCGUGUCACCGGAUGACUGGAGAAUGCAUCUGCCCCGCCGGCAGAACUGGCCUUGGCUGCAAAAACGAUUGCCCACCAGGCUACUGGGGCCUGGGCUGCCAAGAGAGCUGCCCUGACUGUCAGAACAAUGCAACCUGUGAUAAGGAGACUGGUCAGUGCACCUGCCCACCAGGAUUCAUCGGGAAACUCUGUCAAAACAUUUGCCCAGCAGGCCGAUAUGGCCCGGGCUGUCAAAUGCAAUGUGGCUGUGAGAACAAGGGGCAGUGUAACCCUGUCACAGGACACUGUAAGUGCUCUCCAGGAUGGACAGGCCACCACUGCAGGAGAGCCUGCGAUGCCGGCCGAUGGGGUCCAGACUGUUUGAGCACUUGUGACUGCAGGAACAGUGAUGGGAGUUGCCACGCCAUCACUGGACAGUGCAUCUGUGAGGCAGGUUUUACCGCCCAGCGCUGUGACCAGAAGUGUCCUGAAGGUACCUACGGGUCUGGCUGCCGAUACCGGUGUCACUGUGAAAAUGGGGCAGCAUGCGAUCAUGUGAGCGGUGCUUGUAACUGUACAGCAGGUUGGGUUGGGACGUACUGUGAGCGAGCUUGUCCGGAUGGAUUCCACGGCCUGGAGUGCCACCAGGUUUGUGACUGUCGGAAUGGCGCUCGCUGUGACCAUGUGACAGGAUCCUGCUCGUGCCCCGCAGGCUGGAUUGGACUGAACUGCAACCAGUCAUGCCCAGGACAGACCUACGGGGAGAACUGCACCCAGCCCUGUCACUGUAGCAACGGUGCCAGCUGUGAUCCUGUGACUGGUCAGUGCAUCUGUGCUCCGGGAUGGAUAGGAGAUCAGUGUCAGGAAGCAUGCUCCCCUGGUUUCUAUGGUACCGGCUGUUUGCAGAGAUGUAUCUGUCAGAAUGGUGGAUGGUGUGAUCACAUGACAGGUCACUGCACGUGCCGUGUAGGAUGGACAGGAGUGGCAUGCGAGCUGGAGUGCACCCCAGGAAGGUAUGGGCUGGACUGCCAGCAGCAGUGUGACUGCCUGAAUGAGGGGCUAUGUGACCGUCAGAGUGGCAAGUGCUUUUGCCGUCCAGGAUGGAUGGGGGUGAAGUGUGAAACCCCUUGCCCGAGUGGAACUUACGGAGAGCACUGCGAGGAACGUUGUGAUUGUGAGCACGGAUCAUCAUGUCAUCAUGUGACAGGGAUGUGCCAGUGCACGGAGGGAUGGAGAGGGAGACGAUGUGAGAAAGCUUGCUGGCCAGGUUACUAUGGCGAUAGCUGUGCGCAGCGAUGUAACUGUUCCCCCCAUCUCCCCUGCAACCAUGUAACGGGUGAAUGUGGCUGCCCCCCAGGGUUUACGGGCAACGGCUGUGAACUGAACUGCCUGCCAGGUACCUAUGGGCAGAACUGUAACCAGGUAUGCCAGUGUUCUGCCCAGAACCAGCAAUGCCACCCAGUCAGCGGAGAGUGCAUCUGUGCACCUGGUUACCAUGGAGAAAGCUGCAACCUGAGAUGUCCAGCUGGAAGAUACGGAUCCAGCUGUGUUCAGGAAUGUCGGUGCCUGAAUAGGGGCCUUUGUGAGACAGUGACAGGAACGUGUGUCUGUCCACCUGGGUACAUCGGGGCAGACUGCAAUCAGACCUGCCCUGCUGGUCACUACGGGAUGGACUGCGCUCUGAUCUGUUCCUGUGGGGAAGGAGCGAGAUGUGACCACGUAACCGGGUGGUGCACCUGCCCAGCGGGAAGAACUGGCUCCCAGUGCCAGCACGUGUGCCCCAAAGACAGGUUCGGCGACGGGUGUCAGGACGUCUGUACCUGCAGAAAUGGUGGAUUGUGCAGUCCAAUUAAUGGCUCCUGUUCCUGUGGCCUGGGCUGGACCGGACCCCACUGUGAGCAAGAGUGUCCCCUCGGGAAGUUCGGUGCGAACUGCCAGUUGGACUGUGCCUGCCACACCAAUGCGAGCUGUGAGCGAGUUACCGGGCACUGCCACUGCCCGAGAGGCUAUUAUGGGCGAUCCUGUGAGCACGUCUGCCCACCUGGAUUUCACGGAUUGAACUGCCAGCACCCGUGUGACUGUAGAAACGGCGCGUCCUGUGACCCUGUGACUGGCCGGUGUUUGUGCUCAGCUGGUUACCACGGAGAGCACUGUGACGCAGAAUGUGAGCGGGGACAAUACGGAGACCAUUGUCAGCAGCUGUGUGAUUGCGAAGACGGGGCUCCUUGUGAACCUGCAACCGGAUUGUGCCUUUGUCCCCCAGGGAAAACAGGCACCAGGUGUGACAUUGAUUGCCAAGCCAAUCGCUACGGACCUAACUGCUCCUUAAGCUGUGACUGCUCCAAUAACGCUCACUGCGACCCUCGGAAUGGACACUGUACUUGCCUGGAUGGCUGGAUUGGGCCCACCUGCAAGGAAGGAGGGCCUCCAAAACCACCUCAUCACCUGCAGGACGUGGCCCACAGGAACGUGGUAUCAGACACCAGCUCAGGGCUGUAGUCACCUUAGCAAGUUCAAAGGCAGCUGUCAAGGAGACUGCUUCUCAAAGUACACCCUGCCUGAAGACAGACAGCACUGAAAGCAGAAUUAUGGGACUGUACGUUUGGAGAAUUGGGCACGAAUCCCACCAUCUUUCAGACCAUUUGGCUAAUUUUAAAAAAAACAUGGAUUUGCGGACGGAUUUUCGGAUCCAGCCUCACCUUGUGGUCCAGGCGAAAAGGAGGUGUUGGAACCCCUGGCUUUCCCAUCUCCUUGGAACUCUGAACGAUGAACUUUAGGCUAAUGGAAAUAUUCUUGAUACCUUAAAGACCUUUCUUCUACUAUAAUAUACAAUAUAUAUAAUUUUAUUUUUAUAAAUUAAAUCCCAGAUCACUGGGAUUAUUAGGACUACAGGUUGGUUUCAAUCCUGGCACAACUUUAACUGACCGAGGAAGUGAUUAAACAUCGUACCUCAAAUUUGCCAUCCAGUGUUGGUUAGAGGGUGGCUUUUCCACUUCGGUGGGAAGUUUGCACACUGACAUCAAGACUUUGCAAUCACUACAAGGCAGCAGGGAAGCAGGUGCUCUGUAAUGGAUGAAGCUGCCUGCCCGUCUGGAAACAACGAACAUUGGCAUCUGCAGAGACUCAAUUAGCAGGGUGAAUGGAAUGUGACCGUGUUGAGAGAACAUGCCUCUGACAUUCAGGGACCCAGCAAUUGCCACUACAAUCUGUUCAAGACCAGUUCUACCUUCAGUAUCUGUUAGGCAUAUUAACUCUCAGCCAAUGCUUCCCCUUGUUUCAUUAACCAGCUCAGAGCAGUCCACAGGAAGGUUGUGACAACACAAGUCAAGCUGAACUAUCAUAGAAUCCUCAAUAAACCCGUCAAAAGGCAGAACAGCAAAUUAUUAUGAGGCCUUUCUCCCUCCAUGUUGGUUGUAUCUUUAAAGUCCUUAAAUUUUGUACAAAUUUACAACUUCUCCAUUCCCUAUACGGAAAUAAAAAUUCUGCCUUCAAU
This is a messenger RNA of Hypanus sabinus (Atlantic stingray), 6379 nucleotides long. Its product is annotated as multiple epidermal growth factor-like domains protein 6. The transcript is spliced from 38 exons. NCBI's taxonomy places the organism in Eukaryota, Metazoa, Chordata, Chondrichthyes, Myliobatiformes, Dasyatidae. The record is from RefSeq and is a predicted model, not a curated record. Gene Ontology annotation, molecular function: protein binding; scavenger receptor activity; calcium ion binding. The coding region runs from base 742 to 5385 and encodes 1547 amino acids.